Messenger RNA from Penicillium psychrosexuale, 1227 nucleotides. RefSeq names its product Gfo/Idh/MocA family protein. NCBI's taxonomy places the organism in Eukaryota, Fungi, Ascomycota, Eurotiomycetes, Eurotiales, Aspergillaceae. The record is from RefSeq and is a predicted model, not a curated record. Gene Ontology annotation, molecular function: nucleotide binding. The transcript is spliced from 3 exons. The coding region runs from base 1 to 1227 and encodes 408 amino acids.
AUGGCAGCAAUGAUUAUGCGAGUUUUCACGGCAUUCGGCCCUCCAAAGGUCGAGAAGAAGAACGAUGCUAUCCGUUUUGGCAUCCUGGGGGCGGCCCAGAUUGCACCUCUCGCCUUGAUCACACCAGCCCUCUCACAUUCCGAGGUUAUCGUGCAAGCGAUUGCGGCUAGAGAUCAUGCCCGUGCCUCGGCAUUCGCUAAAAAGCACAACAUCCCCGAUGUUCGCACAUCCUACGAGGAAAUCCUGGACGACCCCAAGAUCGAUGCAGUCUUGAUCCCUUUGCCCAACAGUUUACACUUCGAAUGGGCCAUACGCGCCAUUCGUGCCGGCAAACAUGUCCUUUUAGAAAAGCCGUCGAGCUCUAACGCCAUUGAGGCCGAGAUUCUCUUCAAUCUACCAGAGCUAUCACAGCCAAAUGCCCCCGUGUUGCUCGAGGCCUUCCACAACCGGUUCCAUCCUGCAGUGCACAAGUUCCGGUCCUUCAUCACCCCCGCCGAUGUCGUCCACGUCCAUACAGACUCUAUGGUUCCAUGGUUGAUGCUCGACAAGGACAACAUCGGGUUCAAUUACAAACUCGCCGGCGGGAGCAUGAUGAUGAUGGGCACAUACAAUUUCGGCGUUAUCCGCAUGAUCUUUGAUGACGAACCCGAGGAGUGUCUAACCUGCGAACCUGGCAUCUUCGGUGACGGCAUCCAUGACCAGUGUGAUACUGACUUUAAAGCCAAAUUUCGCUUCCCGAAUGGCGGUAUUGCCGAAGCUUCCACCACCAUGCGUGGGCCUAUCCUAUGGAAACCGUCCGAGGCCCGCGUCACACACAAGGAAGUCGUCGUCGAUGACAAGUCCAUCCCGGAGUCACAAGAGAAGCUACGCACACGGGUGGUGACGCUACACGGUUUUAUCCAUGCUUUCAUCUGGCACCGUAUCGAUGUCAAGGAUACCUUCGUUAUUCGUAACAAGAGUGAUGGCAUGCCGGUCAAGACUUGGACCGAAUCCAAGGCACAUAAGGCUUACAGUUACAAGGAGGCAGGGGGUGAAUUUGCGAAUCUCCCCGGUGAGGAAUGGUGGAUGUCAUAUCGGUACCAACUUGAAGAGUUUGUCAAUCGUGUUAAGGGGCGUUCCACACAAUAUUGGGUUGAGGGUAAGGAUUCAUGGAAUCAGAUGAAGAUGAUUGACAUGGCGUACGAGAAGAGUGGUUUAGGACUGCGGCCAACAAGCGAGUUCCGGUGA